Messenger RNA from Oncorhynchus masou masou (cherry salmon), 4045 nucleotides. Its product is annotated as zinc finger homeobox protein 3-like. Gene Ontology annotation, cellular component: nucleus. The record is from RefSeq and is a predicted model, not a curated record. The transcript has 6 exons. The coding region runs from base 374 to 4045 and encodes 1223 amino acids. NCBI's taxonomy places the organism in Eukaryota, Metazoa, Chordata, Actinopteri, Salmoniformes, Salmonidae. Gene Ontology annotation, biological process: regulation of transcription by RNA polymerase II; regulation of neuron differentiation. Gene Ontology annotation, molecular function: DNA-binding transcription factor activity, RNA polymerase II-specific; RNA polymerase II cis-regulatory region sequence-specific DNA binding.
CAUGCGCACUGAAUUAAUCACAGCCAUUUUUUGCAGGAAACUAAUUAGCAGGAAUAAAGAUCCAAAGAGUUUUUUUCUUUUCAAUCAUCAGAUCUCACUUUCACCUCUCCCUCGCUCCCUCUAACACAAGACUCAUCGCCUGCUUUGCAUCCAAAUUAUUUUUAUAUUGCCCUAUACAACUAAUACUUCGUUUUUUUACACUCCGCAACAACAAUGAUCUUUCUUUUGCCAUUCUAAACGCAAACUGACCAAAAGGGACUGCCUUGAUGGGAUCUUUAGCCGAAUCGUCUCAAUACUGGAUUAAAAAGCAAGGAUCACAAAGCGGCAGCGAAAAAUUGCCUGGAUGCGAUGAACACCUCAUGUAGGCAUCAGCAUGGACAGCUGUGAGUCUCCCGUGGUUUCUGGGACAGACAAUGGGCUCGGCUCCUCCACCACCUCCCAGCAACAGCAGCAGCAGCAGCAUUACCCUCUGCAGACCUGGAACGAUCACUCUAACUCGCAGGUCCCUCCCAGCAGCCAGCCCUCUUCCCUGGAGCCCCUGUCUCUCUCUGCACCCUACCCCUCUGUGAGAGAGCCACAGCAGCAGCAGCAGCAGCAUCCAACCCGGACCCCACCCCUGGCCCACAGCGACAGCUCCGCCUCAGGCCAGCUGCACCCCAGAAGAGAGGAGCUCAACGAGGAGCAGGAGGGAGUGAGCUGCGGAGAGGAAGAAGAAGAAUUGGAGGACUUGGAUGAGAUGGAGAUCGACAGCUGUUUCCCAAGUCUGCAGCCCUUCCCCGGAGUACCCAUAGCUCCUGGAGGAGGGGGCAUGCCCACGCUGCUACGCCAGCAGCCCAACCGACGAAGGGGUUUGGUGGAGAGCGGGAGUGAGGAAGGAGAGGAGGAGGAAGAAGAGGAGAACAGUGAUGUGGAGAACCUGGCUGGAGAGAUAGUCUACCAGCCGGACGGCUCAGCCUACAUUGUUGAAAGUCUCAGCCAGCUGAUCCAAAGCGGAGGGGGUGCGGUGCCCGGCCUGCUCCCCACAAACUCUCUCCCCGUGGCGGGGAAGCCGGGGGAACCUGCUGGGACCUCAUCCUCGGUGUACCCUCAGAUCAUCAACACGUUCCACAUAGCCUCGUCGUUUGGGAAGUGGUUUGGUUCCUCAGACCAAGGUUUCCCCAAUACCUCCACCCUGGCAGGCCUCAGUCCUGUCCUGCACAGUUUCCGCGUCUUCGAUGUGCGGCACAAAAGCAACAAGGAUUACCUGAACAGCGACGGGUCUGCCAAGAAGUCCUGCGUAUCCAAAGAUGUUCCCAACAACGUGGAUUUCUCCAAAUUUGAUGGACUGGCCCUUUAUGGCAAGGGAAAGCCCAUCCUCAUGUGUUUUCUCUGCAAACUGUCCUUCGGCUACCCGCGGUCUUUCGCUACUCAUGCCGUCCACGACCACCGCAUGACCCUAUGUGAGGACGAGAGGCGACUGCUGGGGGACAAUAAGGCGUCUGCCAUCAUCCAGGGCAUCGGGAAGGACAAAGAACCACUCAUCAGCUUCCUGGAACCAAAAAACAAGAGCUUUCCUAUGCCGGCACCCUCCACCAUGGUCCCCAUGAACUCUGGCCAAGGCUUCUAUGGCACGUUCAGUGGGAUCCACCUGGAGGCAGGGAGCAGCAGUGGGGGCAGCGAGGCCCUCCUGAACAAAGACUCUGACUCCUCUGGCCUCCAGCAGCAGCAAGGCUCCCUCCUCUCUCUGGGGGGGCUGGGCAACCCCAAAGCACCUGCUCUUACCUCAACCCCAGGCCCUGCCAAAGACUCCAACACCCUGCCCAAGCAGGGAGGGAGAACAGAGGGGCCUGCUGGGAAAGAGGGGAUCCGCAGGCGGGAGCACGGGGACAAGGAGGGGCGAGAAGGCAAGGUACGUUUUGCUAGCCAGGAGGGGGGCUCGGAAGAAGAGGAGGAACUGUUAUUAGAGGAAGAGGAAGACGAGGUGGAGGAAGAAGGAACUGCGCUGGCCUGUGUUGGUAACAGUAGCAGUGGCGGUGGAGAAGUGGGGAAACCGGCUGUAUCAAACCAAAGCAUUUCCAAAUCUCCUUUAUUAAUACCUAGUAGCGCUCUCCAGCCUACUGCCUGCCCAUCUGCAGCCAGCCCCACGCUCAACAGCAAAGCUCCAGCUUCCACUUCUUCUUCCUCUGUCAGGGAAGAGGGCUCGGCGUCAGACGGUGGGGGGAGGACCUCGGAGCUCCCUCUGAGCUUUAACUGCCAGGGGCCCACUGUCCCCAUGGCGAUGGCAGCUGCAGCCAGCAGAGGGAGCGAGGACGUCGCCGCGGGCACCUCCUCACCUCUGGCCUCCAACGCCUCCGCCGACGAAAGUGCCAAUCGAGAUAGUGCCACAGCUCCUGAACCAAAUGAUUGCCCGGCAGAGGGAGAGGAGGACAGCGGAGCCCUUCUGCACCAUCACCACCUGCACCAUCACCACCACCACCUCCACCCCUCAGCCCACUCCCACUCUCACCCACACCCCCACCCAGGGGGGUCCUGUGAAAUGGGCGGUGGCGGUGAGUGCCCUCAGAACCACGGGCCUGGAGGAAGUGGGGUGGAAUGCCCCAAAUGCGACACCGUCCUGGGCUCCUCGCGGUCCCUGGGCGGACACAUGACCAUGAUGCACUCGCGCAACUCAUGCAAGACACUCAAGUGUCCCAAGUGCAACUGGCAUUACAAGUACCAGCAGACCCUGGAGGCCCACAUGAAGGAGAAGCACCCAGACUCCGGUGGCUCCUGUGUGUACUGCAGCAGUGGCCAGAGCCACCCGCGUCUGGCCCGAGGAGAGAGCUACACCUGCGGAUACAAGCCCUUCCGCUGCGAGGUGUGUAACUACUCGACCACCACCAAGGGCAACCUGAGCAUCCACAUGCAGUCGGACAAGCAUCUGAACAACAUGCAGACCCUGCAGAACGGAGGUUCCAUCCCCUCCGCCGAGCAGCAGGUGUUUGGCCAGCACCCUGGAGGGGUCGGAGUGGUGACCGUGCCCUCUGUGACCCAGGCCAGCACCCACCACCCGCCACACCACCACCACCCCGCCCAGUCCUCCGCCCACCUGGCGGGGCCCUGCGGUUCCCCCUCGCCCACCAAGCCAAAAAGCAAGCCCACGUGGCGCUGCGAAGUGUGCGACUACGAGACCAACGUGGCACGGAACCUGCGCAUCCACAUGACCAGCGAGAAACACAUGCACAACAUGAUGCUGCUGCAACAGAAUGUGACCCAGAUGCAGCAUGGUCGGCUGGGCCUGGGGGCCAUGCCCUCUCCCUCCGAGGCCGAGCUCUACCAGUACUACCUGACCCAGAACAUGAGCCUGCCCCCAGGCCUCAAGAUGGACCCGGCUGGAGCUGAGGCCCAGUUCCUGCUGGGAGGCUUCCACCUGGACCCCAACAUGGCCGCCUUGGCCCCCCAACUAGCGUGGCCAGUAAAUGAAUGCAUGAAUGUAGGUGGGGAGAUCCCCAUGGACAUGCGGCUGGGCGGCGUUGGUGGUCAGUUGGUGUCUGAGGAGCUGAUGACCCUGGGGGAGAGCUUGUCGCAGACCAGUGACCCCUCCCUCAAGCUGUUCCAGUGUGCCGUGUGCAACCGCUUCACCACCGACAACCUGGACGUGCUGGGCAUGCACAUGGGUGCUGAGCGCAGCCUGCCCGAGGAGGAGUGGCGCGCCGUGGUGGGCGACUCGCACCAGUGCAAGCUGUGUCGUUACACCACACAGCUGAAGGCCAACUUCCAGCUGCACUGCAAGACCGACAAGCAUGUGCAGAAGUACCAGCUGGUGGCCCACAUCAAGGAGGGGGGCAAGGGCAACGAGUGGCGCCUGAAGUGCGUGGCCAUCGGCAACCCGGUGCACCUGAAGUGCAACGCCUGCGACUACUACACUAACAGCCUGGAGAAGCUCCGCAUGCAUACCAUCAACUCCCGCCACGAGGCCAGCCUCAAGCUGUACAAGGACACGUUGGGCCUGGCCUGUGGAGGCAGAGAGGCUGAGAGGGGCCUCCUAGUGCCCCAGGCUGGGUUCAUCCUCACGGGGCAGGGGUAA